Messenger RNA from Odontomachus brunneus, 1335 nucleotides. It is a transcript of the gene Rpn7, whose product is annotated as 26S proteasome non-ATPase regulatory subunit 6. The coding region runs from base 101 to 1270 and encodes 389 amino acids. Gene Ontology annotation, biological process: proteasome-mediated ubiquitin-dependent protein catabolic process. Gene Ontology annotation, molecular function: protein binding. The transcript has 5 exons. Gene Ontology annotation, cellular component: proteasome regulatory particle. NCBI's taxonomy places the organism in Eukaryota, Metazoa, Arthropoda, Insecta, Hymenoptera, Formicidae. The record is from RefSeq and is a predicted model, not a curated record.
CUUCGCAUCAAGGCCUCCCAUAACCUAUGUUUCAGGGAACGCACAAAAAGUGUCGGUUCAUUAUACACCUCAUAUAUUUUUGAUUGUGUCGAAGUUCACGAUGCCGUUGGAAAAUUUGGAAGAGGAAGGCUUGGAGAAAAAUCCGAAUCUGGAAUUGGCGCAAACUAAAUUCCUGUUGAGUCUUCCCGAGCACAGGAAUGAUCAUCUUCUUAAGACGAAACUCUUGGAUGCCAUUAAAGCCGAUAACAUGGCUCCAUUUUAUGAGGAGGUGUGUAAAGACUUGGACUGGUCAACAGAUGAAGCACUGCUUACAACAAUGAAAGCACACAAUACAGAACAGUUGAAAAAACUCGACGAUGCUAUUGAGGAUGCUGAAAAGAAUUUAGGCGAGAUGGAAGUUCGCGAAGCCAAUUUGAAGAAAUCUGAAUAUCUAUGUCGAAUAGGCGAUAAAGAAGGUGCAAUCUCGGCAUUUAGGAAAACUUACGACAAGACAGUAUCUUUAGGACACAGACUAGAUAUUGUAUUUCAUAAUAUCAGAAUUGGAUUGUUCUAUCUGGAUCAUGAUCAUAUUACCAGAAAUAUCGAAAAGGCCAAAAGCUUGAUAGAGGAAGGUGGCGAUUGGGACAGACGAAACCGUCUGAAAGUCUAUCAGGGAACAUAUUGCAUAGCAGUUCGCAACUUCAAGGAAGCUGCAAACUUUUUCUUGGACACAAUCAGCACAUUCACGAGUUACGAACUAAUGGAUUACAACACGUUCGUGAGGUACACUGUAUACUUGAGUAUGAUAAGUCUCCCGCGUAACGAGCUGAGAGACAAGAUUAUCAAGGGAUCCGAGAUACUAGAAGUUCUUCAUAGCAAUUCAGAUGUCAAGGAUUACUUGUUCUCAUUGUAUAAUUGCCAUUACGCGGACUUUUUCAAGAAUCUCGCGCACGUUGAAGGAUUACUGCGCCGAGAUUACUUGGUGUUUCCGCAUUAUCGAUAUUACGUACGAGAGAUGCGUAUACUCGCCUACACGCAGCUAUUGGAAUCCUAUCGGUCUUUAACCCUCCAGUAUAUGGCUGAAGCAUUUGGCGUUACAGUAGAAUAUAUUGAUCAAGAAUUGUCGCGCUUUAUAGCAGCGGGGAGAUUGCAUUGCAAGGUUGAUCGGGUCGGGGGUGUAGUCGAAACCAACCGGCCAGAUAGUAAAAAUUGGCAAUACCAAGCAAUGGUGAAGCAAGGAGAUCUCUUACUCAACAGGGUGCAAAAAUUAUCGCGUGUUAUUAAUAUUUAAUUUCUUAUACGAUAUUAUCAUAUAUAUAUAUAUAUAUCAAAUAUACGCGCAAUGUACACCUCUAA